Molecule: messenger RNA, 2012 nt
Organism: Mytilinidion resinicola
Lineage: Eukaryota; Fungi; Ascomycota; Dothideomycetes; Mytilinidiales; Mytilinidiaceae
Exons: 3
Coding region: 304-1659 (451 amino acids)
Biological process (GO): carbohydrate metabolic process; fungal-type cell wall organization
Cellular component (GO): fungal-type cell wall
Molecular function (GO): chitin binding; glycosyltransferase activity; hydrolase activity, hydrolyzing O-glycosyl compounds
Source: RefSeq, a predicted model, not a curated record
GCCCCCUCUUCGUCAACCUCUUCUUGUACAUCUUGUCGUUGCACUUUGUUUGCCCAUGCAUUGUUAAUACUUCGCCCCACACUCGCUUUCCGUUGCGCCUACUAACUAUACAGCCAUCGCUCUCUCCGCCGGGAACAACCCCUUGAGUCCCUAACACCAUUCGCUCAAACCUUACCUCGACGUUUCAGCAAUCUAAGACCUGGACAAGCGCCCAUCACCACCGCUGCUCUUCGGACUGACGGCCGUGGGCCAUAUCUGGACGGCUUCCUGCAUCUUUAGCCCGCAACUCCAACGCGUCUCGCCAUGAUGCGGUCCCUGGCCAUCGCUGCCCUGGCAGCCCUUCUCUCUUCUCCACUCGUCAGUGCCCAAAAGUGUGGUCCUGGCAGCAAUUGCCCAGCAGAUUCGCCCUGCUGUUCGCUAUACGGACAAUGCGGCGUUGGCGCCUACUGCCUCGGUGGCUGCGAUCCUGUCUUCUCCCACUCCCUCGAUUCCUGCGUGCCCGGUCCCACAUGCCAGAGCACAGACUACAAGCUCAAAUCCCUCGACGAUGUUAUGGCCAUUGAUAAAUACCUCGGCGAUGCCUCCAGCAUCAACUGGGUGGCGACCGGAAAGCCUGUGGUCUACAACGAUGCGAUCCUCUUGACCAUGGCCGAGGAUACGGUCGGCACGCUCCUAGAAUCCUCGCAUUACGUCUGGUACGGCAAGAUAUGCGCCAAGAUGACCACCAGCGGCGGCGCCGGUGUCGUCACAGCGUUUAUCAUGAUGUCCGGCGUGCGAGACGAAAUUGACUUUGAAUUCGUUGGUGUAGAUCUGCAGCACGCCCAAUCCAAUUACUACUCUCAGGGUGUCACCAACUACCACAACGAGCUAAAUUUAACCGUCUCCAACACCAACGAAAACGUCCACGAGUAUUGCGUCGACUGGAAGCCCGACUCUCUCACCUGGAUCAUCGACGACGCCCCCUUGCGCACCGUCAACCGCUCCGACACCUGGAACGCCACCGCCAACCGCUUCGACUACCCCCAAACCCCCUCGCGUGUCAUGCUGUCCCUCUGGCCCGCCGGUCUGCCCACCAAUGACAAAGGCACCGUCGAUUGGGCCGGCGGCGAGAUCUCCUGGAGCUCCCCCUUCAUGCAGAACGGCUACUACUACGCCAUGGUCGAGGAAGUCUCCGUCGACUGCUACGACCCGCCGCCAGGGGCCCAGGUUAAGGGCAAGAACUCGUACAUUUACACCGACGCCGCUGGCACCAACAACACGGUCCAGAUCACGGAUGACGAGAUGAUCCUCGCGUCUUUCUACGCCACCGGCGAGAACCCCAAGUACGAUCCGAAUGCCAAGGUCUCUGGCAAGAAGAGCAGCGACGCGCCGCAGCCGACGCAGGAGACCGUCCCUGGCAUGAGCGGCGGCGGAAACCGCGGCAACGACAACGUCAGCAGCUCUGCGGCGGCCGAGUCGCCGACGGGCACUGCGGAGGGCACAGCAGCCGCGACGGCGGCCGCGACGGCGGCUGCGACUGGAAACGGCGGAUUCAGCCAGGGCGGGAACGGGAAUGGGGGUGGGAAGAGCGGCGCUACGGGCUUUAAGGAGGCGAGGCUGGGGAUGGGCGGAAGCGGGUUGGCCGUUGUGGUUGCGGUGUUGGGACUAUUGGUGAUUUAAGCGGUGGAUUCAUGUUCAUGUUUAUUCUAUUGAUUCCCUAAAAAGGCAGGUAAUCUUGAAGCCGGAGUGAGUGUAGAGAAGACGACAAGAGAGCGGGGCGGUUUUACGUGAGCGUUGAAGUUGGCGAUGGUGAGUGUGCUGAUGUGUGUUUGCCCCUUGUGGUCUUUUUUCCUUUUCGCAUCUGCAUCAGUGGGCCGGGUCCGGGGGUGGGUUCUUUCGGCGUCCUUUAUCAAUCUUUGAUUAAAAAUGGUGCCGGCUGGGGUAAUGCCGCCGGGUACGGUCUUCGUCAGGCCGCCUGUCGUCCGCUCCUUGAGAUUAGUGUACCUAAUUCAAACCUGUGUAUGUGUAAGAGU